Messenger RNA from Dreissena polymorpha, 4959 nucleotides. Its product is annotated as prolactin regulatory element-binding protein-like. Gene Ontology annotation, biological process: protein secretion. Gene Ontology annotation, cellular component: endoplasmic reticulum membrane. The transcript has 9 exons. Gene Ontology annotation, molecular function: guanyl-nucleotide exchange factor activity; GTPase activator activity; protein binding. The coding region runs from base 10 to 1281 and encodes 423 amino acids. NCBI's taxonomy places the organism in Eukaryota, Metazoa, Mollusca, Bivalvia, Myida, Dreissenidae. The record is from RefSeq and is a predicted model, not a curated record.
UCUGCCAACAUGGCUCCGAAAACGGGAAUGUUGCUAGCAAAAUCUGAUUUUCCGAUGUAUACUGUAAAAUCUUUAGAUGAGAGACAUUUUGUCGUUGCUGGUGGUGGUGGGCAAGCAAAAACCGGAGUGGCAAACUCAAUUGAAAUAUACGAAUUAAGAGCAACAGAAGAUGGAUACAUGGUAAGCAGUGUGUGUCGACAUGAUGUGGGUCCCCAGGCUCCCAUGAACAGCGCUUGUGCCUUUGAUGGACGAAACCAUUUGUUAGCUGCUGGCAUGGAUGAUGAAUGCCAUCUGUUCUCAAUAAAAUAUAAAGUCAUAAGCCCUUCUAAGAAAGACCAAAAGACAACAAUAGACUCUUUAAAAAGAAGAAAUCAACCUGAUGAUAAAAGUGAGACACAACCUAAUGGAACAGACACAAACACUGAGUCGGAUAGUGCCAAGCAUAUCUCGUUUGAAGUUCUUAAUUUACGGACAGUAACAACAGAUUUUUUAAAAGGCGGAGGUUUUCAGAAGUGUGUUCAGUUUAGUCCUGAUAGAAGCAUUCUGGCCACAGGAGGCGGGGAUGGACAUCUCAGGGUGUGGAAGGUCGACGAUUUUACAAAACUUCACGACAUUGAAGCUCAUAAAACAGAAAUAGAUGACAUAGCAUUUUGUCCAAAGGGUAAAAGGAUAGUCACAGUAUCACGUGGCAACACGUUCUCUGUGUGGAACACUGCUGAUGGCAAGAGGCACAUGGAUGUGGAAUGGCCCGGCAAGGCAGGCAUGCAUAGGUUCAGGGCCUGCAGAUUUGGUGUGCGAGAUGGGAGCUUAGAGAAGGGACACAACCUGUACACCAUUAACAUUCCUGUGCAGCGUAGCAGCAAACCAGACCCGUGCUUCCUGGCCCAGUGGGAUGGCGAAACGUUCAAGCCACGUCUUAUCAUGAACGCUGGAACUGAGGUCCUCUCAGCCAUGGCCGUCAGUCCAGAUGGUGUGUAUGUUGGAGUUGGGAUGAUGUCAGGCAGUGUGGCAGUGUACAUCUCAUUCAGUCUCCAGAAAUUGUACUACGUGAAGGAGGCCCACAACAUCUUCGUGACAGGGUUGUCGUUCCUGCCGGUGUCGGAGAGCGUGGCUGCUGUCAGUGACGCCCAGGACUUCAGCCUGCUCAGCAUCUCCGCUGACAACACCGUACGCCUGCACCAGGAGCCUACCAGAGCUUCCUACAGUGCAGUUGUUCUCAUAGUGGGGUUGCUGUUCAUGAUAGCUGCACUCUUCUGGAUAUUGGCUCACAUGGGGUUAUGACCUCUGGGAUUUCAUGAUAGACCUUUUCUUUAUAUGAUGUCCAAGAAAUAUGCAUGGCAAGUAGCACAGUGCUGGAAAUUAGUGCUUUCUGAUAAGAUGCAAAAAUUGUCUUGCUCCAAAAUUUCUGAAGAAAGAUGUAAAUGAGAUUGUGAUUAGUUGUCAUUUUAGUGUGAAUUUAGAAUUGAAAAGAUGGUUAUUAAUUGUUAAUAAUUGGAAUUUUGUAAAUAAUUUUUGAUUGGUUGUUAUUGAACAUGAUAUACCGGUAUCUGUACAGAUAUAAGUGGGGUUAGUUUUUCUGAAAAUAUUUUUUUCUUCACAAUAUGAUGUUAUCAAAGCUAAUGCAAUUAUCGAUACAUAAACCGGUAUUUGGGGUCUGUAAUAUGUUUUUGUUCUAUGUUUUCAAUUUUGUGGAAUGUGAAUCAACACUCAGUUUUCUGAGCCAACAAAGUUUGUUUCUGCCUAAAAUUAUAAGGACUAAUGCAAAUAUCAUACUCUUAUUAAGUAGAAACUGUUCUCUACAAGCCAUGCGAAAGACUUUCCUCGAACAUAUCUGAUAAAAUUUGCUGAGGUCCAAUAAUAUCUCCAAAACUGUCGGACACGAGAAAUUGACGGACCUUGUGUCCGACAAUAAAAAACAAUAUGUAAAACUUUGGUUUAAAAUGAACACAACACUAGGAAUAUGUAAUUAAAUAACUGUUUCACGUUCCUUUUACUUCGAUAAAUUUUUUAACUUUAAAAUAAAAUGAAUUCGAACGGCAAUCUUUGCUAGUACAUAACAAACUCCAAGCGCAAUUCUAAAAUUACAGCUGCCGCUUAGAACAUAUGUACAGAGUAACGUCGAGAUAUAACGAGAAUAUUAAUACGACAUAAACACUAAACACGUUCUUUCUGGUAUGGCUGGAAAGUGAACAGCAAUUAAAAGUAAACAAAAGUAACAAAGGGUAUGCAACGGGGAAAAGUACCUGUUUCAACACGGACGUGGCCAUAUUGAUCAUCACUAUGAGAGUACUAGUGUUUUAUAUUUCUGUAUAAAAUUACUUGUAACGUAUACACACAAUUUUCUUCACUUUUAACUGAAAGUUGUACCAUAUGUUUUCAUACAAUAGGUUUAAAUUAAGUUUUAAUUUUAUUGUAUUUAGAAUUGUUAAAUAUUGUGAACGUCAUAAUAAUAAUAAUAAAAUCUAUAAAUUUUAUUUUAUUUUGUUUGGUCAAAGAAGAACGAGGUCCAGUAAAAAGCCGCUUAUGUCCGAAAAUUUUAUAAGUUUUUAUUUUAUAUCGCACUUUAUGUCCGGUAAGAUUUUUUUGUCUUUCGCAUGGGUUAGUUGUCUAUAUUUAUUUAUUUCAGGACCACUUUUGUAAGUCUAACCAGGUCUUGGUAUAUAUUUUCAACAUUUGAAAUAUCAGUAUAUAUCAAUUGAACUCUUUUUGGCUCACCUGAGCACAAUGUGCUAAAUGGUGAGCUUUUGUGAUCGCCCUUUGUCAGCCAUCUGUCGUGCGUUGUGCGGCGUCAACAUUUGCCUUGUUAACACUUUUGAAGCCACAUUUAUUGUCCCUUAUUCAUGAAAUUUGUUCAGAAGAUUUUUGCCUAUGAUAUCUUUGGCGAGUUUGAUCAUGGUUUCAAUUGGUUGAAAAAACAUUACCACCCUAAAUUCACAUUUAUUGUCCACUCUUCAUGAAACAUGGUCAGAACAUUUGUUUUAAUGAUGUAUUGGAUGAGUUUGAAAAUGGUUUCGGUUGCUUGAAAAACAUGGCUUCCAGGGGGAGGGGCAUUUUUCCUUAUAUGGCAAUAUAUAGCUAUAGUAAAACUUUGUUAAAACUCUAGAGGCCACAUUUAUUGUCAGAUCUUCAUGAAACAUGGUCAGAAGAUUUGUCUCAAUGAUAUCUUGGAAAGGUUUGAAAAUGGUUUUGGUUGAAAAACAUGGCUGCCAGGAGGGGGGCAUUUUUCCUUAUAUGGCUAUAGUAAAAACUUGAUCACACUCUAAAAGUCACAUUUAAUGUCCAGUCUUCAUGAAACUUGGUCAGAACAUUGUUUAAAUGAUAUCUUGUAUGAGAUUAAAAAUGGUUCUGGACUGUUGAAAAACAUGGUGGCCAGGGGGUGGUAAAUGUAUCCUUUUAUGGCUAUAUUAAAACCUUGUUAGCACUCUGAAAGUUACAUUUAUAGUUCACUCCUCAUGAAACUUGGUCAGAACAUUUGUUCUAAUUAUAGCUUGGGCUGCACAUAACAGGUUAGUUCAUUUGUAUCUCAGGUGAGAGACUUUGGGCCUUUGAGGCCCUCUUGUUUAUUUAAUUUCUUACAAAGACACUUAGUUGUGAGGCCUUCAUAUAAUUGAAUAUUGGCUGGUUAUUCAAGUCGUUCUCAAGUUAAAGAGUGGAAACCCAGAGUUUCCCCUUGCCUGCUGGGACAAUGGCAUACCCCAGUUGUAGAAAUGAAAUUGACUUAAAAGCCCACUGGCAAAUAUGUUAUUGAUAGGUGCUUCUGGGACUAAGAAUUAUUUUACAGAUUGCAAUGUUAAUCUACAGAUGUUAAACCAAUGUAAAAUGAUGAUUUAUUUAUUAUUUUUACAUUAAGGGUAUCUGCUGUAUUCAUUAUAUAAAAUGGGAUUAUAAAUUACAAUGGUUAAAUUUAAUUUUGUCAAUUGUUACUCAGAUAUGAUUAUUGCGAAUAAAAUAUGCACAUUCAUUAAACUAGAAAUGUUUCUAUAAUUGCAGUCAUUGUGCUUUGUAUUUAGCUUAUCCUUGGUUGUGGUGAUAAACGCUAUGAAGGUCACAUUUAUUGACUAAUUUUCGUGAAACUUGGUUACAAAAUUUGUGACAAUAAUAUCUCAGCCAAAGUUUGAAACUGGGUCACUUGGGGUAAAAACAAGAUCACUGUCAUAAAUUUAAAAAAAAGCUUGUGAACAUACUCUAGGCCACAUUAAUUUACCAAACUUCAUGAAAAAGUGUCAAAAGAUUUGUUCCAUUGAAAUCUUGUGUGGGUUUAAAAACUGGGUCAGUAGGUCAAAUUAAUAAAAAGGUUUUUAACACUCUGGAAACCACAUUUAUUGCCCAAUCUUCUGGAAAGUUAUGUUUUGACCAACUAAUGAUUUUAUGAAUAUUGUUUGGAAUAAGUUUUUUUGUUGUUAUGAUAUAUGGAAUGGGUUUAAAAAUGAUUGAAGUGUCUUCAAAAGCAUGUCUGCCACGUAUUGGGGGACGUUUUCUUUUUAAGUCUAUUCUGAAAACUUGUGAACGCUAAUUCCUUCUUAGAACAUUCUAGUUCCUUGAGUUCUUUGGUGAGCGUCUUCAGGCAUUUAGACCUCUUGUCCCAAUACAUUAAUUAACUUUUUAUCCUAAUCCACGUAAGCAAACCUUUAAAUGUACAUGGUCUUGGUAUAGACUAUUUGAUAGCUCUGGACAUUCCAAAUGGCCUUCUUUAACUUUCUUGUGUCUUGUUCAAGUCGUAUACAUGUAUAAUUAUGUACAACAUAUGUUUGUUGAUGCAAUUCCUUUAUGCUAGUGUCAGAAAUCUUUUUAAUUGUACCAGGGGAUGUAUAUUAUUCCUGAUGCAUGUCGCACAUGUAAAGAAAGAUGUACGCAUGCACUAUUUAUUAAUUUAUUUGUUACAUAUUACAUUUGUUGCAUAUAUACAUGUAUGUAUGUAAUGCAUUAAUAACUAAAUAAAAUAUACUAAGCUAUAAAACA